This is a messenger RNA of Achroia grisella, 1946 nucleotides long. RefSeq lists its product as uncharacterized. Bases 89 to 1039 code for a protein of 316 amino acids. The record is from RefSeq and is a predicted model, not a curated record. Lineage: Eukaryota; Metazoa; Arthropoda; Insecta; Lepidoptera; Pyralidae. The transcript is spliced from 7 exons.
CAGAUGAGGUUAAGAAGGCAUCGGGCAUCAGUCAACCUUUCCUGAUGUCGUGUAGCCGGGCCCACGAGGUUGGCUGAGUCAUGCAGUCAUGGCCAACAAAAAGGCACUGUAUUCUAUAGCAGUGGUCAUACUCGGCUUCAUCUGCUUCAUAGUGGGUGCUAUAGCCGUUGGACUGCCAAAUUGGGGAUAUUUUUACAGUUAUGACAAUGAUCUUCAACUGUCGAUGCUGUCAUCUUAUUAUUUGGUAAACCCUAGCUACGAGCAAGGCUACUUCGGACCAUGGAACAUGUGCAAGAAAAUGUCAUACAACAGGGAGAAAUGUGGCGCAGACGUCUCCAAGUUCCGACCAUCCACGGCCGUGUAUAUAGCGGGUGUGGUCGCCGUCAUAGGAGUGACAGUGCUGGGUGUGUUCUGCGUACUGUCAGUACUUCAAUUAGCCAUGAUAUCGUCAAAGGAGCGUGUUGGAUUCAAGUACACGCACCUGGUGAUGAUGAAGCUGGCGCUCGCGUUGUUAGCCGCUCUACUGUCCAUAGCGGCAGCUGGCCUGUUCGCUGUCCAGGGCGAUGACAGAGGAUUCUACCUUACCAGAGGAGAAGCUUUUUAUGUUCAGAUAGUAUGCAUAGUUAUAAAUGCACUACUGUUCAUAAUGUCACUGUACGACGCGUUGUUCUCGCGGCGAGUCGGCGGCGACCCAACCAACGCUGGUGACGCACCAGAGGGCACCACCAUCAACAAUCCUGGUUUCAAGGAAGGAAGAGGAAUCUCAAUGACAGACGCGUCAGGGAAACCAUACAGCACGAACGGCCACGGGAGCGUCGGCUCAGUCAACACCACCGCGACUACACUAACAGGCUUGUCAGACGCGAGCACCAUCACCAGGUCACCACUCCGAUCGUCGCUGAAGAAACCCAGGCCCCGAGAAGGAGAGCCAGGCGGGUUGGGCAUCCAGAACCCUGGGUAUUCCGGUCAUUCGCCAACUCUUAACCGCAAUGGGAGUCAGAAAAAGGUGCGCAUUCAAACGCAUAGUACUGAAGUAUAAUUUGUAGGUUAGAUUAAGUUUGAAAUGUGUCGGUUGUGGCUCUAAAUAUAUGGAUGGGUUGUGGUAUACGGGAUCAUAUUAAAAAGAAUAUCAUUCCAUAAAUUUAUCGUACCAAUAUCGCGUUCAGCAGAGAAACGAGCAGGCCGAAGUAGAGAAUACGGUCGUAAUUUUAGAAAAGUUUACAAAAAAUACGUAUUUCUGUUUUUUAUUUUAAAAGGCACAAUUAUAACUCCAAUUAAAUGUUUGUAUUAUAUAUAAUACAUACCGUUUAUUAAUUAUGAAAUAAUCAAUAAACGGUAGGUAUUUAAAAAGAUAUGACCCCAGUUUUAAUGGGAUGUGAACUACAUACAUUAACAUUGCAGUAAAAUCAUGUAUAUCUUCACACGAUAUUAUCACGGGGUAUGAGCAAGAACUGCUAACCUCCAGGAAGUUGCAAAAUACCUCUGUAGAUCUGAGCAGUUCGUAAUUUUAUUAAAUUGGAUGAUCCGUAAUAUGUUGCUGUAUAAUUUAAGAUUUCUCUCAGUAUUUUUAAGAAGAAGACUAAAUAAUAUUAUUCGACUGAUUUCUUGCUUCUCCUAUGAAUCUCAUUUGUUAGUCAUCCAAACAAUGCUCCUUUACCUCAUUAGUCUUUGAGAGAACUCAAAUUUAUACUGCUGUGUUGAUGUCUGUACAAAAGAAAAUGUUUUUAAAUUAGUUUAUGAAUAUUAAUACUGGAAUCGUUUAGUGAUUACUUAUUAAAGUAAUAAUAUUAAAAAAAAACAAUCUUUUAAGUGGCGUCAGUUGUUUAGCGGAUAAUUCACUGCCUCUUGUUAUAGUCGCAGGUUCAAUUUUUGCACAAUAUAUCUGGCUGGGUGUUUUUCUCUAUAUAUUUUAUAUGUUUCUACUACCACCACCAGUGAGUUAUUCA